Drosophila erecta is the source of this 743-nucleotide messenger RNA. Its product is annotated as nucleolin. The transcript has 2 exons. Bases 1 to 705 code for a protein of 234 amino acids. The record is from RefSeq and is a predicted model, not a curated record. NCBI's taxonomy places the organism in Eukaryota, Metazoa, Arthropoda, Insecta, Diptera, Drosophilidae.
AUGUCAACGCAAAUGCCAACGCAAAUGCCGAGAGUGCGGGAGAAUUCAGUGGUAGAAGACCAGGAUUCGGCGGACUUGGUUUCCAGAAAGAAGGAGAAUUCAGAGAACCAGUUCCACAUGGUGAAUUCGAAGGUGGAAGACCAGGCGGAUUUGGGGGACAUGGUGGAUUCGGAGGAGAAGGUGGAAGACCAGGUGGAAGACCAGGUGGAGGAUUCGGUGGCAACUCCGAAGCCACUGCCAAUGCUGUCGCCAACUCUGAAGGAGGAUUUGGGGGACAAGGUGGAUUCGGAGGACCAGGUGGAAGACCAGGUGGAGGAUUCGGUGGCAACUCCGAAGCCACUGCCAAUGCUGUCGCCAACUCUGAAGGAGGAUUUGGGGGACAAGGUGGAUUCGGAGGACCAGGUGGAAGACCAGGUGGAGGAUUCGGUGGCAACUCCGAAGCCACUGCCAAUGCUGUCGCCAACUCCGAAGGAGGAUUUGGGGGACAAGGUGGAUUCGGAGGACCAGGUGGAAGACCAGGUGGAGGAUUCGGUGGCAACUCCGAAGCCAUUGCCAAUGCUGUCGCCAACUCUCAAGGAGGAUUUGGUGGUAAUGCCAAUGCCAACGCUAAUGCCAACGCCAACACCCGAGGUGGCAUUGCUAGUGCUAGCGCCGUCUCCAACGCCGGCAAAUAAGCAACUGGAUCCGAAUUUCUUCACUGAUUAGUUUUUUAAUAUUUAUAUAAAUAAAAAAAAACACAAAAC